Triticum dicoccoides is the source of this 935-nucleotide messenger RNA. Its product is annotated as transcription factor MYB21-like. Gene Ontology annotation, cellular component: nucleus. Gene Ontology annotation, molecular function: sequence-specific DNA binding; DNA-binding transcription factor activity. Gene Ontology annotation, biological process: regulation of DNA-templated transcription. The transcript is spliced from 2 exons. The record is from RefSeq and is a predicted model, not a curated record. Lineage: Eukaryota; Viridiplantae; Streptophyta; Magnoliopsida; Poales; Poaceae. The coding region runs from base 76 to 717 and encodes 213 amino acids.
UCUGCCCUGCUCAGCUUCACCGAGGACAACACUGGACUCCUCUGUUGUUCCCGAGAGAAAAAAAACCUGACUAGGAUGGCCAGGAUGAUGUGCGGCCGCGCCGGCGAGCCGGCAGUGCGCAAGGGUCCGUGGACGCUGGAGGAGGACCUCAUCCUCGUCGGAUACAUCUCCCAGCACGGGGAAGGCUCUUGGGACAACCUCGCACGCUCUGCUGGUCUGAACCGGAACGGGAAGAGCUGCAGGCUGCGGUGGCUCAACUACCUCAGGCCGGGACUGCGGCGCGGCAGCAUAUCGCCGGAGGAGGACAUGGUCAUCCGGGAGCUCCACUCGAGGUUGGGGAACAAGUGGGCCGAGAUCGCCAAGCACCUCCCCGGCCGGACCGACAACGAGGUCAAGAACUACUGGAGGACCAGGGUACACAAGAAGGCACCGCACCAGAACCAGCUUCCAGCGCAACCCGCGAGCGAGGCGACAACGUCCGUGUCGGCGUCGGCGUCGACGAGCCACGCCAGCUCCACCGUCGGAGACGAGUACACGCAGACGAGCUUCCCUUACCCCGAGCUGAGCUGGGUCGCAACCGACCACCACGAAACGGUCGAUGUGGGCGCGCCGACGGCGCGCUUCUGCCCGUCUGAGUUCGGCGGUAACUUUUGGAACGUCCCAGACAAUUUCUGGGAGACUCUCCCGCUUUCAGACCCAGUGUACGAAGCACUAUAGACUCGGCACACUGCUGCAAGCCUGCAACUAGCUAGACACACAGAAUUGUUCUGCGCUUGGAUGCAUGCUAGUAUUUUCCAGAGCGUAAAAUAUGCUGAUAUCUCUACUGGGACAAUAGUAGUAGUAGCGCGGUUUAUUUGACGGAGAAAAAGCAUUACGCGGACUUGAUCAAUUAUGCAUGGUGUAAGCAAGGCAGUAGAUGAACCAUGGUUUGUUCC